Engraulis encrasicolus (European anchovy) is the source of this 596-nucleotide messenger RNA. RefSeq names its product histone H3.v1-like. The record is from RefSeq and is a predicted model, not a curated record. The transcript is spliced from 2 exons. The coding region runs from base 49 to 480 and encodes 143 amino acids. Lineage: Eukaryota; Metazoa; Chordata; Actinopteri; Clupeiformes; Engraulidae.
UUGUAAGCUAAUAACGACCAAACGAUCAUUUUUUUGGUGAACCCAGCCAUGAAACGGAACAAGCACAUGCGGUCCUUUUUCGUUCCUAUCUGGAAGAGGAAGAUAGAGAAUGAGGGAGAUGUGCUGGAGGAGAGAGAGCAUGUGGAGUUGGAGGAGAGAGAGCAGGAGGAGAGAGAGCAGGAGGAGCUGGAGGAGAGAGAGCAUGAUGAGCCGGAGAGAGAGCAGGAGGAGGAAGAACAGGAGGAGCUGGAGGAGAGAGAGGUGGAGCCGGAGGAGAGAGAGCAGGAGGAGCUGGAGGAGAGAGAGCAGGAUGAGCCGGAGGAGAGAGAACAGGAGGAAGGAGCAGUCAGAGACAGAGAGAAAUGGAGGGAUUUGCAGGGCUGGCAAGUCAGUCAGCAGCACCCAUGUGGAGCAGGCCUACUACUGCACCACCAGAUAUCAGCAUGUGUAGGGAUGACUCUCCAGUGCAGCCACAGAUGAAGACCUUCCCUUUCACCAUCAUGGGAGGCAAGAAGCGUAGUUUCCAGGCCAGUUGGUAUGGUAUACAUCAGUGGCUUGAAUACUCUGUUUCCUGUGACUCAGUGUUUUGUUUUGCA